Molecule: messenger RNA, 1972 nt
Organism: Prorocentrum cordatum
Lineage: Eukaryota; Dinophyceae; Prorocentrales; Prorocentraceae
Source: the annotation of a GenBank genome assembly
GAAAACAUCCUUUUCCAUUGACGAUGCCCAUCCUACUCUUUACUCCAGUAAAAACCAGUGGGUUGCCACCGAAGCUGUCGGGGUCGGCCCGUGCGCGUGCCGCGCCGCUGCCUCUGCCGGCCAUGUCCGUCCCGGGCGUGCGGCACGCGGUGGUGGCGUGGGAGUCGGCGGACGGCGGGCCGGCCGUGCGGGGCCACACGCGGCUGGCCUACCGCUGGCACCGCGGCGAGGGCGUCACGACGGUGGCCGUGCACGGCUCGCUGAUGGCGGGUUGCUGGUACCAGCGCCUGGAGGGGCAGCUCCCUGGCUGCCGCCUGCUGGAGGUGGACCUGCCGGGGCACGGGAGCUCGGAGCAGGCCGCGGCCGGGCUGGAGGACCUGCGCGCGAUGGCGUCGGCCAUCAGGUCGCUGAUGCACCAGCUGGGCAUCUUCGACCAGGAGUACGGCCUGAUGGGGCACAGCCUCGGCGGCGCCGUGGCGCUCCUGGUGGCCAGGCUGGCGCCCACGGCGCCGGCCUUCUUCUCGGGGCAACACGACGCAGGACGACUGCGGGGAGCGCGGGCUCGCCCGGGAGGUGGCCCGGCAGGCGCCGACGUCGGUGCGGCUGCUGGAGAGGGUGCGGCACUUCGACUCCCCGACGGGCUAUGGGCGAGCAGCGCGGCCCGGCUGGGCGAUUCGCUGGGGCCCUUCGGGCACCGCCUGUUCGCCUCCCUGGUGAGGUGGUGCGACUGCGGCGAGCUGCUGGACACGUUCCUGUCCAUCGCCAAGGUGCGGUACCUGUGCGGCGAGCGCUCGGGCAAGUACCACGUCGGCACUUGGGCCUCCCUGCAGCGCCACCCCGACGCCAGGUGCAUCGAGAUCAAAGGCGCGGGCCACUUCAUGCUGGACGAGAAGCCGCAGGAGAGCGUCGCCGCCCUGCGCAGCCUCCUUGGGGCAGGCACGCUGGCUCGCUGGCCUCCUGGAGGCGCCGCGGGCCCGCGGGGGCCCCCGGCGGGCGUGGAGAUCCUCAGGGCGGACGACGCGUGCGCCGCGGCCCUCGGCUGCCUGGAGCCAGAGGGCGCGGCCGCCGCGGGGGCCGAGGGCGGCGCGCAGCUGGCGCGGGGCGGCGGCCCGGGCGGCGGGGCGGCGAUCAGGCACGGCUUUGGGUACAGCCUGCUUCUGGGAGAGGUUCCCGCCACGGCCGACGUGCAGGCGGCCACGACACUCGAGGUGGUCGUGGCCUGCUCCGGGACGCUCCAGCUCUGCUCCGCCAGCGGCCACUCCGCCCUCCUCUCGAGCCCGGCGACCUGGCCCUCGUGCCCGCGGGCACCCGGCGCGCGCUGCGGCGCGGGGAGGCCGGGGGCGCCGCGCGGGCGCUGCGCCUGCUCCCGGGGAGGCCUCUGCGCGCCGGGAAGGCGCAGGAGUUCGACGGUGCGGAGGCAGGCGACGGGCAAGCGGCCGCCACGGCUGAGGAUGCAGCCUCGCGGCGGCCUGCCCUGAUGCGGCCCGCGUCGUUCGAGGCGGAGGUCCCGGCGGAGGGCUCCGAGCAGGGCUUCCAAGCCGUGGUGCACAGGGCCGCGGAGAGGCCCUGCGUCGUCGUCCCCCGCGGAGACGGAGAGGUGGUGAUAGAGUACGUGGAGCUGACACCAGAGGUGCCAGCGCUUCACUUCGAGGCUCAGGCGGAGGACUGGUUGGUCCUGCUACUGGAGGGAGACAGUCUCAUGGUCAACGGGAGCGCCAUGCGUGCGGGGGAGCUCUGCCUGCUUCCGCGAGGAGGCGACAAGGAGCUGCGCCUGCCAGAGAACCACCAAGGGCGCUGGCGCUCCUGGCGCGGAGCACGCUGAAGCGCGCCACCGCCCCGGGCACCGCGGGGGCCGCGCCGGAGGCCUUGCCCGAGGGCCCGCGCUGCGAGGCCAAGCGCCGCCGGCUGGCCGCGGAGGCCUCCCCGCCGCAGCCUCCCCUGGGCGGCGCGGGCGGCGCGGGCGGCGAGGGGU